Saccoglossus kowalevskii is the source of this 981-nucleotide messenger RNA. Its product is annotated as hypoxia-inducible factor 1-alpha inhibitor-like. NCBI's taxonomy places the organism in Eukaryota, Metazoa, Hemichordata, Enteropneusta, Harrimaniidae. Gene Ontology annotation, cellular component: nucleus; cytoplasm. The record is from RefSeq and is a predicted model, not a curated record. Gene Ontology annotation, biological process: negative regulation of Notch signaling pathway. Gene Ontology annotation, molecular function: [protein]-asparagine 3-dioxygenase activity; peptidyl-histidine dioxygenase activity; ankyrin repeat binding.
AUGGCAGCCUUCAUAGCAGAAGGUACUUCCUCACCGUUGUUUCGAGGUUAUGAAGGCCAGUCAUUACCAUUCGGUCCCCAGGACUUAAAUAAAUACAACUUUUCGUCGGAAGAAAUACCAAGACUUUCAGCAGACGACCCGAGAGUGAACGAGCUUAUUGCGGCAGAGGUCAUGCGUGCCUGGCAGUUAGCGUGGUAUCUAAGACAUAAGUUGUUAUCGCUCUCAAUUGACUUUGUUUGCAUUAAUGCAUCACCUGAAUACCUAGAUGCAUCACCUGAAUACCUAGAUGCAUCACCUGAAUAUCUAGAUGCAUCACCUGAAUACCUAGAUGCAUCACCUGAAUACCUAGAUGCAUCACCUGAAUACCUAGAUGCAUCACCUGAAUAUCUAGAUGCAUCACCUGAAUACCUAGAUGCAUCACCUGAAUACCUAGAUGCAUCACCUGAAUACCUAGAUGCAUCACCUGAAUACCUAGAUGCAUCACCUGAAUACUUGGAUGCAGCACCUGAAUACUUGGAUACAUCACCUGAAUACUUAGAUGCAUCACCUGAAUACCUAGAUGCAUCACCUGAAUACCUAGAUGCAUCACCUAAAUACCUUGAUGCAUCACCUAAAUACCUUGAUGCCCAACCUGAAUGCAUAGAUGGCUCUUGUUGGCUUUAUGCUUGUACCUACUAUGAAUGGACAAAUCAUGAUGGUGUACGUGACAACUAUGCAUCACCUGAAUACCUAGAUGCAUCACCUGAAUACCUAGAUGCAUCACCUGAAUACCUAGAUGCAUCACCUAAAUGCCUAGAUGCAUCACCUAAAUGCCUGGAUGCAUCACCUGAAUGCCUGGAUGCAUCACCUAAAUGCCUGGAUGCAUCACCUAAAUGCCUGGAUGCAUCACCUAAAUGCCUAGAUGCAUCACCUGAAUACCUAGAUACAUCACCUAAAUGCCUAGAUGCAUCACCUGAAUACCUAGAUACAUCACCUGAAUAG